ACAAGCUGAUUUCUGAAAACUCAGCUGAGCUUUGAACAGGACACAGGAAAUCCAACACAAACUUAACAAAACUUCCAAGAUUAUGCUGAAGUACAGGAGAUCGCAGAAGAACUAAGAUGUUCCCAAAAAGAUGCAAGACUGGUAGGAAUGCAUCUUGUCGACCAGCAGCGUGAGAUGUGGAUUGAGCGAGUAUCCAGCGUACCGCCAAUUCUGGACUCCCUGCUCAGCCAGAAUUUGCUCAGUAACGAGCAAUAUGACGAGAUUUUAGCGGAAAAGACUCCGGCGGCACAAAUGAGAAUGGUAUACAAGUUCAGCCGGGCGUGGGGGAAUGCCGAGAAGGACAUCUUUUUGGAAAUCCUGAGAAAGAAACAGCCACAUCUGAGUUUUCUUCACACUUCCGAUCACCUCAGUGAGGGUGAGGUGAAAAAUAAAAUUCAGACAGAUUAUAAAGAAAAUACUGUAAACAAAUAUGAAAAAACAAGAGACUACAACUCCCUUCAAGGAGAAAGGGUGGAUUUAAGAGACCGGUACAUAAGACUACAAAUGAUUAACAAACAUCAUGAGGAAAAGGAAAAGGAACUUCAACUGAAAUCAAGAGGAGAGGAAUACAUAGAGCAGAUGACGAAACAUGCAGAUGAAGCCACAUGCAUUGAAGUUCAAGAUUUGUUUGCUCCACACAAGGAAGAUGAAAGAGAACCAGCGACUGUUGUACUGCAUGGACCAGCCGGCAUUGGAAAGACAUUUACAGUCAACAAAAUUAUGAUGGACUGGGCUUCAAACAACCUCUUCUGUGACAGAUUUGAUUAUGUUUUCCAUUUGAACUGUCGAGAUCUCAACACAUGCACAAAUGACGUUAGCUUGGUUGAUUUGAUUUUGAACAGUGCUGAAGAGUUGCAGCCGGCUAUUGAAGAGAUACUGGCCCACCCAGAAAAACUUCUGUUCAUUAUUGAUGGUUUUGAUGAACUGAAGUUCUCUUUGAAUCAAGUAAAUGUUGUUAUAGCCGGAGACUGGAAUACAAGACAUUCAGUUGAAAUCACAUUAUGUCGGUUGCUUAAGAAGAAAAUUCUUUCCAAGUCUAAGCUGUUAAUCACAACAAGAGCAACUGCUUUAGAGAAUCUUGGCAGGGUUGUGGAUGUUGAGCGCUGUGUAGAAAUACUUGGUUUUUCAGAAGGAGAAAUAAAGGAAUAUGUUUCCAAAUUUUAUAAAGAUGAGCAGCAAGCUUCAGUCGUUUUUAACUACAUUGCAGAAAACGAAGCAGUGUUUUCAAUGUGCUUUGUUCCAGUUGUUUGUUGGAUUGUCUGUUCAGUGAUGAAAGAUCACCUAAGUCAUGAUGAAAGCCUUGCAAAGAAAUUGAAAACAACCACCCAGAUUUUUGCUCAUUUUGUAAAUAAAUUAUUGAAACACCAUGGCGCUAGUGAAGACUCACAAAUUCUUCAUCAAGUUGGUUUAUUGGCAUUUCGGGGAGUUUACAAAAAGCAAGUGCUAUUUGAGAAACAGGAUCUGGUGGAGUUGUCUUUAGAUCCAGCUCAGUGUACUACUUUUUUCAGCAAAGUCAUUUUCAAGCAGGAGCUGGAUCUUAAGUCCAUGUAUCAUUUCUUGCAUUUAAGCAUUCAAGAGUUAUUUGCUGCCUUCUUUUGUGCUACAAGCAAAGAUGACAAAUUUGUAGAAAACAUUUUGAAUGAGUCAAUGACUGCAGAGAGAGAUCACCUUAUACAUGUCAUUCGCUUUCUGUUUGGACUGUCGAACGUGAAAACUCUAAAAAUAAUUCAGGACAACUUCACUGAGCCUUCAUCUGUCCUGAGAACACAGUUAGAAAAAUGGAUUCCGCAAGCUUUGUGUUUUUACAAGGAUAUUGAACUACUGAACUGCUUUUAUGAGACCCAGGAUGAGGAGUUUGUUAAAUGUGCAAUGAAAAACAUCAACACAAUUAACGUGAGUCAGUGCCAUUUAAGUAAAAGUGCUUGCCUGGCAAUUAGGUACUGUAUUGAACAAAGCGAUCAGGUGGAUAGACUAGAUGCAUUUGGAUGCCAGUUGGGGAAAGAAGAAGUGAAGAUCCUUUUAGGAGUGCUUCCUAAAUGCCAGUCUAUAAUCUUAAGUACUGAGGCCCAGACAACAAACACAGCCCUGGAAAUGUGUGAAAUCCUGUCUGCACAUUGCUUUUCACACUACUUCAACCUGUGGUUAGAAGACUCAUCAGGAAGAAUGAUUUUUUUCUUUCAAAUAAGCAAAAAAAACAGAUUCUCCAGUUUGUAUGUCACUGGAUCAGACUCUUUCAACAUCUGCAUCAAGAUUAUCCCAAAAUUUAAAUUCAACCUGAUAGCCUUUCUGGACUUCAGACUUGGAGAAGAAUCAACAAAGCACCUAAUUGAAAUGGUAAAGUGUUCAAUGUACAAACUUGAAUAUCUAAGUUUUAGUGCGGAGAGAUUAACUUUAAGAACGAUGGAGAGUGCAAUCAGUCUUCUUCUUGGGAUUAAAGGGAGAGAUCUUCAACUAGAUAUAUCAAGAGCAUUAGAUGGAUUUACAUUGAUUUCUGGCAAUAAAGGUGCACCGCAUAUAUUGAGUUGUAUGAUGGAUAAUGAAAAUGAAGAAAAGGACAACAAGAACGUGGAGGCUGAAAACAAAACCAAAGGGGUCUUGGACAGGGACACCAAUCCCAGGUUAACACUCACUGGACUAAAUGAUGAAUCCAUGAAGCAGAUAUGUGAUACUAUGAAAAAAGAACACUCCGUACUGCAUACAUUGAGUUUAUCUGCAAACGGUUUGACUGAAGCCUGUGUCCCUGAUAUCUGCAUGAUCCUGGCCAUGCAAACCUCUCUGAAGCACCUUGAACUGGGAAACAAUCACUUUGGAGACACUGUGGUUAAACAGCUGUGCACUGCUUUCAAUGGACGGCAGUUAGAAGCUCUAAAUUUAUCUGCAAACGGUUUGACUGAAGCCUGUGUCCCUGAUAUCUGCAUGAUCCUGGCCAUGCAAACCUCUCUGAAACACCUUGAACUGGGAAACAAUCACCUUGGAGACAGUGGAGUUAAACAGCUGUGCACUGCUUUCAAUGGACAGCAGUUAGAAGCUCUAAAUUUAUCUGCAAACAAUUUGACUGAAGCCUGUGCCCCUGAUAUCUGCAUGAUCCUGGCCAUGCAAACCUCUCUGAAGCACCUUGAACUGGGAAACAAUCACCUUGGAGACACUGUGGUUAAACAGCUGUGCACUGCUUUAAAUGGACGGCAGUUAGAAAGUUUAAGUCUGGCUGACAACAAUCUGACAGACAGCUGUGUUAUGGAUCUCUGCAAAAUGCUAAACAGUAUGGAAUCCCUCAGACUGGUAAAUCUGGAAAAUAACAGCUUUACAGGGGAAUCUGCUCCAAGCUUCAUCAAAAGCAGAAGAGACUACCACUGUGACAGAAUGGUGGUUAAGCUGAGCGGGAAUCAGAUCAGUAAACAGCAGGUGGAGUCUCUGGAAAAAAUGCCAUGGAAUAUUUGGAAAAUUUGUAAAUUGCUGUAGUACUGGGUAUCAGGGUGUAUUCAGUUGAUCUAAAAAGUUGUGGAUUUUAAAAUUUCCACCAUGCAAAUAGCAUUGUCAUUAAAGAAUCUUGUUUGAUAUGUUUAGUUCUACUAUUUUAGUACCAACUGCAACAAAACAAUACAGAGAUCAAAGUUUGAGAUCAGCUAAUCCCAGCUUUAGUACAGACCUCAAGCUUAAACUGACCAUUUCUUCUUGGUGUGGGGAAAAGGCUAGUGAGUGGGUGAAGGGAUAGGAAAAGAGUCAGAGGGGUGCAUUUUUGUACUGCAUAGUUCAUUUCAAGUUUUAAAGCUGUAAUAUUUUAAACAUUUCUACAUUUGACUUCUUUCUGUAACCCCCAAAAUCAUAUGUGAGGAGAUUUACAUUUCAAAAUUAAAGAUACACAAUAAGAUUACAUUACACUUAACAGUGAGCAGAGAUGCACAGCAAUUGUUGUAUUAAAUGUAACGAAUAGCUAGCAGAAAUUAGAGAAAUGUUUCUAUCAGACUUCUUGACAUUUUUUUUUAGUACUAGUCGUUGAAAACCCAGCACAUGUCUCAAGAUUGCUUGCAAUUCUCUAUGUCCUGUCCCACACUCCUCGCCCCUCUGGAUGGGGUGGGGGAACAGGACUUCAGCUCUCUCCUUCCCUGCUCUUUUCUGUCCCCCCUGCUCUCUCCUCUUUCUCGGUUUCACACUGUUGAAAUCACCUCCCCUUGUCACCCCCUCAGUGGUCUCUACCACCCUACUGGACCACUCACUCUCUUUCUUGAUAAGCUUGGCUUCCUCUUCUCCCCCUCCCUUCUCCCUCCACCCCUGUUUUUCAAUUAGGUGAAUUCAACAUCUACCUCUCCAACCCCAAACACUCUGCUGGAUUACUUCCCCUUCUUCACUCCUUUAUCUUCUGUGUCCCCCCCCCCCCCCCACACACACACACAGGGCUGUCAAGUCGACCUCGUCUUCAUCAAGGACUGCUUCCCCCGCCCUCUCAGUCACUCCUCUCGAUAUCUACCUUGCCUCCUUCCCCACCCAUACCCUGUCCUCAGCUCACUCACUCUCCAUCACCCUCUGCAACCCAUGCUAAUCUACCCUCCUUCUCGCCCCUUUCAGACUCUGAUCUUCAAACAGGCCUGCAUCACCCCCAUCUUAUAAAAACCCUCCCUGGAUCCCUCAUCCAUCCAAAACUACUAUUCUGUUUCCCUUCUCCCGUUCCUCUCUAAUAACCUCAACCCCGUCCAAUCUGGUUUUCCCCAGACACACUCCCCUAAAAUUGCAGUUCUCUCAUCAACCAACUACCUCUGCUGCCUUUGACACAGUUGGCCACUCUAUUGUCCUGUCCUCCCUUGCUGACCUGGGACUCUCUGGCACUGCUCUUGCCUGGUACUCCUCCUACCUCUCCAAUCACACAUACUGUGUGUCCUGAGGUGGCUCACCCUCUGCCUCUUUCGACAGAUGUCCUACAAGGCUCGGUCCUGGGACCCCUCCUGUUUUCUAUGCUGAUGAUGCCCAGGUCUUCCCGUAUCUCUACCUGUCUCUUGGCCAUCUCCUGGAGGCACUUGCAUCAUCUUAAACUCAAUCACUCAAAAUCAGACCUUCCCCUUCUUCCUCCCCCACCGCUCAUGUCUCUAUCUCUAUUCAACUUGAAUCCACCACCCUCUCUCCCUCCUCAUCCGCCAGGAACCACGGUGUCACCCUCGACCCCUCCCUCUCCUACU
Polyodon spathula (Mississippi paddlefish) is the source of this 5207-nucleotide messenger RNA. Its product is annotated as NACHT, LRR and PYD domains-containing protein 3-like. Gene Ontology annotation, biological process: innate immune response; regulation of apoptotic process; positive regulation of inflammatory response. Gene Ontology annotation, molecular function: protein binding. Bases 148 to 3498 code for a protein of 1116 amino acids. Lineage: Eukaryota; Metazoa; Chordata; Actinopteri; Acipenseriformes; Polyodontidae. The record is from RefSeq and is a predicted model, not a curated record. Gene Ontology annotation, cellular component: cytoplasm. The transcript has 14 exons.